CCCGGCGGGGCAGCGGGAACGGCGGGGCCGCGCUGCCGCCGCCCCGCUCCCCCCCGCGCAGCGCCCGGCGAAACCCAGGGAGGGGAGGGGAGGGGAGAAGGGCCGGUGCCGGCCGGGCUCCGCGGCCGAGCCCUCCCGGGGCUCGCUGCCGGUGCCGCUGACCUACUUUCCGCCGGCUCCUCCCGGCGGAGGGUACCGGCGCCACCUGCCCUGCCCGGGCUGCGCCCCUUCUGCGCCCGUCCUUCGCUCCGUCCCGGCGCUGCCCGCCCCGGUGUCGGCGGGGAGGGGAGGAGGAGCGCGCCUGUGCAGUGCCGGGGGGACGGGCUCAGCCCGCCGCCGCGUUACACAACCGCCCGCCGCAAUCGCCGACUUUCACAAGUCCCGCCGCAGCUCGCCGGUAGCCCGCACCCACCGGGCGACCACCCACCUCCCCACCGCGCCAGCCCUGCCCGCCCUCAUGCCAUGUCUCCUGCGGGCAGCGGGACCCCGCGGCGGGCGGUAACCCCCGGCGCCGGGGGGGCACCGCGCCGGGGCUGGGCAUGGCACUGAGAGCGGCUGCGGGACGCGCAUCCUCCGACACGAGGGCUGAGCCUUGUCAUUAGUGGAGAAAAUGUGUCAACACAGAAAAAGAUUAAUUUUUCUCCGUCUCUAUUUACAUGGUGAUAAGAAGUGCUAAUCCUACUCCGUCAGUCUGGACUGAUGAAUCUGAGGAAUAGAACAGAGCCCUGUGUUGUGUAGACGAACUGAUGGAUGAAGAUGAGAAGGACAGGGCAAAGAGGGCAUCACGCAACAAAUCUGAAAAGAAGAGGAGAGACCAGUUCAAUGUCCUCAUCAAAGAGCUUUGCACGAUGCUGCAGGGCCACGGCCACCCUCUCAAGAUGGACAAGUCCACAAUACUGCAGAGGACCAUCGACUUCUUACAGAAACAGAAAGAAAUCACAGCACAGACAGAAGCCUGUGAGAUUAGACAAGACUGGAAGCCUUCAUUUCUUAGCAACGAGGAGUUCACCCAGUUGAUGUUAGAGGCACUAGAUGGCUUUCUCAUUGCUCUUACCACUGAUGGGAUUAUUAUUUAUGUAUCUGAUAGUGUCUCAUCUCUGCUUGGACACUUACCGUCAGAUUUGGUGGACCAAAAUAUAUUAAACUUUCUGCCUGAGCGGGAGCAGAGCGAGGUGUACAAGCUCCUUUCUCCACAUGUGCUCAUGACCGAUCCUGUUGCAGCUGAUUUUCUAAACGCAGAAAAACAAAUAGAGUUUUGCUGCCAUUUAGCAAGAGGCAGCUUAGACCCAAAUGAACCCCUGAUGUAUGAAUAUGUGAAAUUUGUAGUGGAUUUUAAAUAUUUUACUCAUGUGCCUACACCCUCCUGUAAUGGCUUUGAGUCAGCUAUUGCACGAGCUUUCAGGUCAGCCACGGAGGAGCAGAUUUGCCUCGUAGCUACCGUUCGUCUUGUCACACCGCAGUUCUUAAAGGAGCUCUGCAAUGUUGAAGAGCCAUGUGAAGAAUUUACAUCGAGGCAUAGUUUGGAAUGGAAGUUUUUAUUCUUGGACCACAGGGCUCCGCCUAUUAUAGGAUAUUUACCCUUUGAGGUUCUGGGAACGUCAGGGUAUGAUUACUACCACGCAGAUGACCUGGAGCUUCUUGCUAGGUGCCAUGAACACUUGAUGCAGUUUGGAAAAGGCAAGUCCUGUUACUAUCGGUUCCUGACCAAAGGCCAGCAGUGGAUAUGGCUGCAGACACACUACUACAUCACCUACCACCAGUGGAAUUCCAAACCCGAGUUCAUCGUUUGCACUCACCUGGUAGUUAGUUAUGCAGAAGUUCGAGCUGAGAGAAGGCGAGAUCUUGGCCUUGAAGAGUCAUCAAUUGAACUGGCAUCCUCUUCUCUAAAGAGCCACAGCAGCUAUCUGGACGUGGGGCAGUGCGGCAGCAGCCAGGACGCCAGCCGGGAAGGAGUGUCACUGUCGUCCCACAGCUCCCGGCGCUCCUCGCACACCGCCCUCUCCGACUCGGCGUCCACGUCAUCCAUGCGGCACACGGACACCAGCACUCCCACCCGGCCGUCGGUGCCGGGGGGGCAGGCGGAGAAGGCAGCCCUGCGGCUGGCGUCAGCUGGAAGCGCUCAGGCCAUAGCAGCUCCUCAAGCCCCUGGUGAACACCUCCCUCAGCAUCCCGUGGCUCAGCCGGCAGUCCCCUCUCAGCACGCUGUGAUGCCCGUGUACCAUUUCCCGACCCAGCUGGGGAUGAUGCAUCAGCUGAAAGAGCAGCUGGAGGAGAGGACUCGCAUACUGCAAGCUGACAUCAAGACGCAGCAAGAAGAGCUCCACGUCAUCAAGGAGCAGCUCCAGCUAGUGCAGGACUCCAACCUGCAGAUGCUGAUGCAGCAGCCGAUCCCUGUUGUCUUUAACAACGUGCAGCACCCAAGCCCCAGGAGGCCGCCGCCGCCGGGGACGCCCAGGCAGACCACAGCCAAGAAGUCGCAACAGCAAGGCCUUAUGGGGACGAAGCACUACUGCAGCACCCACCUGCUGUCACCGCGCCAAUUCCUCAGGGACCCCUGCGGCACGGCCGCCCAGGUGCAGCAGCAGCAGCAGCACCUAAUGAGAGGAAACCAAGCCCAGCAAACGUGUCUGCCAGGGCAGACGAGCAUUUCAGUCCCCCUCUACAACAACCCCAUGGUGUUUUCACAAACACAUCCCAUUGCGGUGGCUGCACAGAUGCCGGCUGACGGCAGCGAAAGGCAACCGCAGUCUGACUACAGCCAGGACAGGAGCCUCAGGAUGCUGCUGGAUCAGUCUAUCCAAGCCAUGAUGCCCGCCGCCAACGGCAGUGGCCAGCCCGCGCAGAGCAGUGCCAGCAGGCAGCAAGGAAAGUUCGUUGCAGAGCAGCAGAUCUUGCCUCCCCCGAUACAGAUGCAACCGAUUACCUGUAGCACCGUCCGACCUCCAGCCCCGUCGCCCAUUUUCUCCCCGUCGCUGAUGAUCCCACACACCAGCUUCACGUCCCACCAGGCAAACACACCGGUUCAUCUCCACCAGUGGCCACAGCAACAGGUUCAGCAGCACCGUCUCUACCUUCAGAUGCAAGGACCCGAGCCGGUGCCUGGGGGUCCGACACAGCGCAUUUUCCAGUCCCCCCACACCCCGCAGCAGAACCCCCUGAGCUGCUUCCUCCACCCGCAGCAGCAGAGCCGCCACGCGCAGGGCCAGCCCUGCAACCUGCCCGACCUGCCCGAGAUGCAGCUGCCGUGAACGCCAGGUCCACCUUGCAGGGACCACCUUGGCCACAGCCGCUCAGCACCCCGGGGCGCACACAGAGAGAAGAGGAGGUCGCCGCCAUCAGAGCAUGGGACCGGUGAGGUCGGGCCCCGCAGGGAAGGUGGUGGCUGGAGGGACGGUCCCCGCCGGGGACGGAUGGAUCCGGGGGCACCUCGGAUGGCCCUGGGGGCACCUCGUCAAUUGGGAUUUCCAGGCAGCUGUGAUGCUGCUCUGGCAGCCGUGCGUGCUCUUGCCCAGCCCAGUGGUACAACUGGAAGGCGAUGGCUUUCUGGCUGCAGGGAGGUUAUUUAUCAGGUCGCCACGAAGAUUGCUUUGCAACCGAGGUAAACCUUUUCCAUUCAGGACUUCAAUGCUGAAAGUCACUGUGAAUUUAAGCCCAGCACGUGGAGCACAUACACAGACUGUACCGGUCCGCAGGACGCCGUUGGAUUACCGUGUACAUAACUCGUUUUGCUGUAGUAGGUCCAUUGUGGAUUUUUUUUUUUUUUUCCUUUUUUCUAUACCUCAGUCCCGCAAUUUUUUGUUUUCCAGGAGAUUGGAUAAUGCUGCUAAUUUACAUAACACCACUUUUGCCUGAAUUUCUUACUGUUGUUAUACCAGCUCACAUCGCAGCUAGUAAGAUAUUUGUCGUGUUUUAUUUUGGUUAACAAGUGCAGAUAAAUUUAUAUGGUUUUUACUCCCUGUAGCCAGAUAUUUUUCAGGUUACAGACAAAGAAUCCUUACUCCUCCUUUUUUUUUUUUUUGGUUGUUUUGUUUCAAGUGAGGUAGUUGUAUGUGUUUCUAUACAUGAAAACAAACAAACAAGCAUAGAACAGCAUAUGACGGCAAACUUUGUGGGUUUGCUAGAUCAUGUUUCAAUUUGGCGAACGUGAAACGUGUGAUCACAACGACACAAGCGAUGUUACAAGCCCGUAGGGUCAGCAAUAAAUUGUAUUUUUGUAAAUUGUCACUUUUUAACUAUAAUUUUAUAUUUAUGAAUGGAAAAACCAGUUUAUUCCUCAGUGGGUGUAUAGUUAAGUGUCCCUACUGUUUGUGUCUUUCCAAAGGAAAAAUGAAAUGUACAUUUUUGGGGGCGUUAGUAGUUGAGUGCUAACUUUGGUCACUGUUAGAGCCCAAGCGUAGGCGAUGGGUUAGGACAUUACUAUAAGCUUUGCAAGAAAAGGGUGAGUUAGGACGAGGUCCAUCGAGCGGCAAAGCUCCAUCUAGCAGUAGGAACAAGGUUUAGGGACGGGUCAGUUGGAAACCUCUGUCGAAUCCAAGCAAAAUGCACCUUUUUUCUUUUUUUUUUUUUCUUUUUUUUGGCGUUUGUUUGCUUUUUCCCUCGUGCGAGCCACUUGCUCGGCUCUUUGCAGCGGCUGGAGGCUGGUGCUUACGGAUGGAGCUUUGGGACCCCAAGCAGCCCCGUGUUUCAAGAAAAGGGGGGAAGUGGGAAAGUUAGCAUGCAAGAAAAAAAUAAAAAUAGGUAUAGCUAAGGGUAUCUAUAGCUAGAGAUAUCUAGUGCUGUAGAUAUAGCUCUAUCUCUAGCUAGCUCGCUUCCUCCCACCAGCCACGCAUUUUCUGCGCUGCAGCACUGGGAGGAUUCCGUUAUCUCUGGGGCCAGACGUGGGCGCAUGGGCUCGAUAGCGGCGGCGGGGGGGUCAGAAAACCCUGACUGUUUCAGCCUGACUGAAGCAGGUUGUGGCAGCCCGAGUUUUCCCGGAGAGCUCAGGAGCGAAACGGGAGGGCGGCAGAUCUGCCCCGCACUCGGCUUUGGCUGCAGCCUUCGUGGCUGGCGAGGCCGCGAAGGCCACCCCCCACACAAGGGGCUGUUUCCCACCCGCCGGGUUUUUCCUGAGGAAGGGGAGGGGGUUUUGAUGUGCCGCAUCGCCCGGAAUGGCGGCGGGAGGACAGGCUGCCGGAGCAGCGUGGGAGCUUUCGCGGGGCCGGUGCGGGGCACGGGGCUGUUUUGGCUGGGGCAGGGGUGGGCAUGCGAACAAAAGCUGUGCGAGCCCCCAGCUUUUCACGGGGCACCCCCUCCCUUGGCAAAAGCAUCGGCAUGGGUUGGCUUUGGCUGGGGCAUUUGGGCACACACCUCCCGGGGGUGCCAGCGGUGAUGGAGCGUGGGUGGCAGAGCAGCCUCCUGGCCACCAGCAGCGUUUGGGGGAGCGCAGUGGGCCAUAGCAUGGCGCCGUGGAGUUGCCCAGCAGCCCGUAGCCCUGGGGCUACGAUAGCAGGGCGAGUGCCUUGGGAGUGCAUUCCCAGUUGGACCCAGCCCAGCCGGCACACGCAGACCCCGGGCACCACCUGGACUGCGCUCCCCCCCCCCCAAAUUUCAAAGCCCUAUAAAUAAGCGUGGCUACAGCAGAGCCAUGGGCCGGGGUCAUCUCACUGCUGGCGGUGGGACGUGGAGCCCCUGCCUUUGGGUGCAGUCUGGAGCUGAACUAAUAACAGCCCCCACCCUUGGCUCUUGGAGCCCAAGUCCUGGGGAGAGCUGGGGGGGGGGGCAGUGUGUCUGUCUUUGUGCUGCUGCUUCACAUGAGGGGACACAGCAAGGGCCAGCACCCAGCCUUUGAGGUGGGAAAUAUUUUUUUAUUAUUAUUUUUAAAAGCAUUAUUACUUUUUGGGUCUCCCUAUCCCCAAGAGAGCAGGGUUUCUCAUGACGUUGGGGCGGGAGGGGUUGCUGUAUUUUGGAGGGUUGUUUGUGUUUGUUUGUUGUUUUUUUCCCCCCCUUAUCUUGGCACAUAGUGUUAGUGGGGAGGCAAAUAAACGCAUUUACGUUAGGACGCCACUAUUGUGCACACUUUGUGGCCUGAUGUGGCUGGGCGGGGGUGGGGGAAGGCCGUGCAUUUCCCUCCCUCGCCCAUUAAACCUGCAUCCCCCCCCUGCCCCAACCAUGGCUGUUCUGCAGUGUCCCGUCACCGUACGUGACCCCUGGCACGGCAGGUGUCCAUCAAAUGGACCUCGGAGGUGGCGGUGGUUGGGGACAGGGGCGUUGGGGGUGUUCUUUUGAACAGGGCUUGGUAGGGAGGUAGCCAAGGCAGAGUAGCUUUCUGGGGUUGCUGUGGCUUUGGAAGCAAGUCCAACAACAGAGGGUUGGGAAUGGGUUUGGGGGGGCGGUGGGUGUGCCGGACGGGGCUGUGCCAGGGACACAGCCCUUCUGAUGGCAGCCCUGGGCCGCAGGGACGGGGAGGGCUGGCGGGGGGCACUGCCACCCCUCUCGCAGCCUCGCGGCAAGGAGCACAGGUUUGCGGGGAUGUUUACAUGUUAGAUUGGCCUUGCUAAAACAAGAGACCUAAAAUGCACUUUAUCAUGUGUGUCCCGUGUCCCUCCCCCCUCGCCCCCCCCCCAUUUAUUCCCACUGGCCCCCCCCCGCCACUCGCUGAGCUGCUGGCGGGUGGUGGGUGUCUGCGCCAUCCCCAGCGCUCCCGCAGGGGUAGAGCCGUGUUUUCCAGACAUGCUCCAAAGGACAAAAAUCCCCCAGUCCCUUUCCGGGACUUGCUUGGUCCCUGCUCCGUCUGCCUCCAGGCUGGGGGGAAGGCUGAGUCAAGGCCAUGGGGGUUUUGCCUUAUAUUGUCACUCACUCAUUCUCAAAAAAAAUAUACGAAUAAAUAAAUCUCUUUAUUCAGGUUGAUUUGUAUUUGUUUACCUCGGUGUUAACUAAGACCUGUGUUGGUUUUUUUUUUGGGACCCAUUUGGAAUUGAGGGUUGCUGGUGGGUUUGGUUCACAUCCCCCCCGCCAAGGUGCUUCGGCGAAAACACACGCGUUGGUGACAAGCAGAGGGCAGGACCGUGACCGAUGCCACCUGCCUCGGGGCUGGGCUCCAGUGUCGGUGUUGACCUAUUAGUCAUUAAUGUUCUGGGGCUUUCUAGUGCACAAGCACCUAUAUACAAUCGCUCUCUCUAUAUAUAUAGAUAUACCGAUAUAUGUAUUUUUAAUAUACAUAUGUAUGUAUGUGUAUAUCUAUAUAUAAAAAUAUAUGUAUAGGCCACACAAUUCCAGACCUCUGAAAACACAGGCAGCUUUAAUUAAUAAAGUCUUGCACUUUUAGCAUAUUUGUACAUAUAAGCUAAAGCCUGGUGGGUAUAAUCAGGCUGGUUUGACUAACACAGUGAAAAGUGACUGUAUAUUUUGUAUAUACUCCAUGUAAAAAAAAAAAAAAAUAGGAGAAAAAAAAAUCUUAGAAUUGAGUAUAAAUCUUGGUUUAUUUUAUAUGAUGUUGAAUAUAGAUACAUUUAUAAAUGUUACUAUUCUUAAAAGUAUUUUGUAAUGGGGAAAA
Messenger RNA from Chroicocephalus ridibundus (black-headed gull), 7531 nucleotides. RefSeq names its product PAS domain containing repressor 1 (gene PASD1). Bases 747 to 3248 code for a protein of 833 amino acids. The record is from RefSeq and is a predicted model, not a curated record. Gene Ontology annotation, cellular component: nucleus; cytoplasm; CLOCK-BMAL transcription complex. Gene Ontology annotation, molecular function: protein dimerization activity; DNA-binding transcription factor activity, RNA polymerase II-specific; RNA polymerase II cis-regulatory region sequence-specific DNA binding. The transcript is spliced from 23 exons. NCBI's taxonomy places the organism in Eukaryota, Metazoa, Chordata, Aves, Charadriiformes, Laridae. Gene Ontology annotation, biological process: circadian regulation of gene expression; regulation of transcription by RNA polymerase II.